UCCUCGUUCUCGCUCUCCCCGUUCCUCUUCCCUUCUCCACACGCGCUCUUCCCCUCUCCCCGCUCCUCCACGGUCUCACUCGUUGUUUCGGGGCGGCCGCGGCCCCUCGAUGAGCGCCGUCUGUUGAUCUGUCACCGCCCUCAGCCGUCCCUCCCCGCUCCGCUCCGUACCUGGGGCGAGGCAGGAGCGGCCGCCGGCAGCAUGUCCCGCAGGAAGCAGAGCAAACCCCGGCAGAUCAAACGGCCCCUCGAGGAUGCCAUUGAGGAUGAAGAAGAAGAGUGCCUGUCUGAGGAAAAUGAUACUGUCUCAAAAGAAGACUUUCCAUUGGAGGAAAGCUUUUCUACAGAGUUUGAGCCUGAAAAUCUGAGCUGUGAAGAAGUGGAAUACUUUUGUAAUAAAGGCAAUGAGGAAGGCAUCCAGGAGGCACCAGAAUCUGAUGGUGAUGCAAAGUCAGAGAAACCAGGGCAGCUUGCAGUGGAGACAGAAGAUUGGGAUGGGCCAGGGGAACUGGAGGUGGUCCAGAAGGAUGGGGAGCGCAAGGUCCAGAGCCGGCAGCAGCUCCCAGUGGGGACGACGUGGGGGCCCUUCACUGGGAAGAUGGAUCUCAACAACAACACCUUGAAGACAAAGGCUUCCGUCCCUAUGGUACUGACUGCUGGCCCCAAGUGGUUGCUGGAUGUGACUUGGCAAGGAGUAGAAGACAACAAAAACAACUGCAUUGUGUACAGCAAAGGUAAACACAAGCUGAUUUUUUGCUCUACUUUCUUGUGCUGGGUAUUGACAAAAGAUAUACCUAUUGCGUAACAGGACAAUGGAUAGUUUGACUUCCCUCAAACUGGAAUAGUUUUCCAUCUGUUUUUGCUACCACAUUCUUGUUAUGCUUUUUCUUCCGUUGAAUGAUAUAAAACCCCUUACAAUGUCUGUAGUGUACUAAAUGCUUUAUAAACACAGAAGAAUGUCAGCCAACAUGAAAUACUGUUUCUGAGAGUUGGUGCCUCUUGGUAAACCUCAGUGAAGUCUAUACAGCUGAAAUAGGUGAAUAUUUUCUAACAUUUUAUAGGACAUACCAGAAAGCAUUUCUCCAUGUUACAUUACAUUACAGACUCCUAACUGAAAUCUUCUUUUAUAAGAAGAAUUUGAACUUGAUUCGACUGUGAUAAGACUUCAUGUCAGCAUGGAAACAGAAGAUAACUGGGACUGGAUUACAGGGCUGUAACUUCUGACAUUCCAGUCUCUGCAUGAUGAUGCUACACUGUAAUGCAUUAGCUAAUGGGAAUGCAUAUCAUAUCUGCUUUAUGUGAGUUUUCAGAUUUGCUCAAGUCAGUAUGAGUUCUUAUGAGGCCCCCCAGACAUGCUUUAUCUAACCUACCACAUCUAAUAGCUACUUUGAUUCAAGAUGCUUUUGUUUUUAUCCAGAGAGCCUUGAGUUCUUGGGUUUGUCGUGCAGUGGACUAUAUACCAGGCUGUUUGGUCACUCACUGUGAAAGCUUUGUAAAAUUUGGUCAUAGUAUCAUUGCAGUGUAUUAAAAAUAGUUCUUGAAUACACAGAAUAAUUUAUUUAGUGUAGCUGUUUUUGGAAUUCUGUUGAAGAUCAUGUUGCAAAACUAUGACUUUCCUUCCUUGCAUUUCAAUCACCAGUCUCAGCACUUUGUGAAUGCUUCAGAACAUGUACUGUUCUCGUUUAAUUUCUUUUAGGUUUUAUUUCCAACCAAACAGACCUACUGAGAUCAAAGAUUUGUUUGCUGAGGCAACCUAGUGACCAUUUCAGCACAUAAGCAUCCAGGCAAAUAAGCACCCAUAUCAAUAUAUUAACAUACAAAACACUAAUCAUAACAUCAAAGACUCCUAAAAACUUACUAGAAACAAUUACAACUUGUUCCUAUAAUCAUUGCAAUUUAUACACUUAUAAGAGGAUUGCUUUUAAACUACCACAAGCCUUUGAAAGUUGAAAAGCUGAAAACAGGGAAUUUGCAUGUUAAAAAUGAGUUACACACCAGGGUCUUAUAAAUUCCUUCUAUUAUAAUUACAGAAUGCCAGCAUAUUCAUUCUGCAACCUGAAACACCUGCAGUACUAAAGAACUGGGCUCACAGCUAAAAAGGGUUGAGCUGCCCUUCCUUCACAGCUUUCUGAUUGCUGCCCAAGUGAAAAAAGUUGCAGUGUGCUGAAAUACAGGGAGGGUUUUCCCUAUAUAGAGAAAGGUUUUCUCCUGCAUACUGAACUGUAUGAAUAUGGUUCACAGGCAAAGUUUUUUUGCAACAACUUUUUAAUGUAAUGAGAAAUUACUUUCAGUCUAAAAUAUAACUUCUGCAAAUUCCCAUAGGAUGCUGUCUUAUCAAGUAUUAUAUUCUUUCUGUAAUUAUAAUAGUACUUAGCACAUAUAUACCAGUAAGACUUUUCAUCUUCAAAGUACCUUACAAACACUAACUAAUUCAUUAGACAGUUUCAGUGCUGUGUGAUUGAAUCUAUUGAUUUCUUUUUUUAAUAAUAAGAACUUACUUUCUGCGAUUCAGCACAGUUUAAGCAGACCAAAACAUUACUUUUCAUUCUAAUGUGCUGGAUUUUGCUUCACUGAUACUUGUUAUUUUAGUAUUUCAUUAAGAAUGUAGAGUAAUAGUCAUACAGUGCUCAUUUAUAACCCUAGGUUAUAAAUGCAUGUUAAAAACCUGGAAUUUGACUAAACUAUGUAGGAAAUAAGUUCGUACCUUCAAUGAGUUCUGUUCAUCUCUUUGCACUUGGCACUGGCUGUACUGUUGUUCAUUAAGCACCUACCCUUGCCUUGAGGCCUGCUUGGAUUUUCGUACUACAAAGAUUAAUUGGCUUGGAUCACAAAACAAUGUCAAAUAGAAGAUGGUAAAAUAAAUAAAUAUAAUAACGUUUCUUCCUUCAAUUUGUAUCUCAUCAUUCCAGAUCACAUUGCCUUGAUUUGUGUUCGCAUUCUGUCUCCCACAGUGCCAUUACUUCUAAUGAAAUGGUGUCAGCUGGCAUGAAGUUGUAAUUUGAUGUUAUUUUGUAGUUGCAUGUGUAUAAUUUUGUUAGCUUGUUUAGCAAUACAUUGUUAUUUUGGAAAGCAAUUAGCUGAACAAAUGUGUGGAAUUGUACAUGUAGUGGAUUUGGUCACCUGGGAGCUCUUUUCCUCACUAUAUCCAAGAUAAGAUGAGUGGAAUAAAUUGGCACGCUUCUAAAAGGGAAGUAAGUUCUAGAAUUUGCUAUCAGAACAUGUUACUAGUCAAUGAGUUGACUUGGAAGUGCAUACCAUAUUUCCUUUGAGCUGUAAUAAUACAGUGAAAUCUUGGGAACAUAAUUUUUCCCAGACCUUUUAGAAGAGCACAGGACCAUCAGGCUGACUUCCAGUUCACUAGAGGCUAAAGACAUCUUAGUCAGCCACACACUGCAUAUAGAAUGAUCACAGGCACAUUUUCAAUCCCAGAAGAGGUAUAGUAUAGCUUCUAUGCCAUGUAGUUCCUAUUGAAAAUGAAUCUCAUCAGGGUACAUAGCUCCCUUUUUGCCUUCAAAACUCUCCAUAAUACUUUCACUAGAUAAGCAAACACGUGUGCGUGUGCGUGUGUGUGUGUG
Messenger RNA from Phasianus colchicus (ring-necked pheasant), 3574 nucleotides. It is a transcript of the gene ZFPM2, whose product is annotated as zinc finger protein, FOG family member 2. Gene Ontology annotation, biological process: negative regulation of transcription by RNA polymerase II; heart development; positive regulation of transcription by RNA polymerase II. The record is from RefSeq and is a predicted model, not a curated record. Gene Ontology annotation, molecular function: RNA polymerase II-specific DNA-binding transcription factor binding. Gene Ontology annotation, cellular component: nucleus. Lineage: Eukaryota; Metazoa; Chordata; Aves; Galliformes; Phasianidae.